Messenger RNA from Blepharisma stoltei, 546 nucleotides. The record is from the annotation of a GenBank genome assembly. Lineage: Eukaryota; Ciliophora; Heterotrichea; Heterotrichida; Blepharismidae.
AUGUUAGGUGAUAAUGGUCUAUAUAAACAAAUUCUCGGAGAGCACCCUCAGCCUACAGUUGAGGACAAAUACGGAGUUCAUUUCGAGUACCAUGACCUCUGUUCUAGGCUUAUGGAAGUCAAACUAGAGCGAGAAAACAAGCCAUCCCAUAGAAAAAAAUCAUCUUCAAAGAUCUCCAAUCUCAAAAACGUUUUGGAAGCUGACGGAGACGCCCCAAAUGAAAUUUUGACAGAAAGAACAAAUUUUACAGAAAAUUGUAAACCCACAAAAAAGAGGAGAUCGUUAAGUAACACUAAGUCAAAGUCCCAUCUAGGCACUCAAGAAUCCAACAAAAAGAGCAUCUCCCCUUUUAACAAGAAGACACCUACCUAUGCAACAAAAACUAUUUGCUCUAAAAAUAAAACAGUUACAAGAACCAAGUCGGCUGUGGAUAAAAAUUUCAUUGAUCGGUUGGCUGGAACCAAAAAAGUUUCAGUCACGAAGCCUAACCGACCUUUAUUAAUGAAAAAACAAAAAUCAUCACUGAUUAGCGAUGUGUUUAACUAG